Molecule: messenger RNA, 1296 nt
Organism: Scomber japonicus (chub mackerel)
Lineage: Eukaryota; Metazoa; Chordata; Actinopteri; Scombriformes; Scombridae
Gene: znf414
Product: zinc finger protein 414
Exons: 5
Coding region: 36-911 (291 amino acids)
Source: RefSeq, a predicted model, not a curated record
UUGUCUCUGCAGAGGAGCGCUACUCUGUCACUACUAUGUCUUCGGCUGUGCAAACAGCAGAACAUGGAACUGGAGGGAACCAGAGAAUACCGUGUCCGCUGUACGGCUGUAAGCGGGUCUACUCUGACAUGAGCUCUCUGGACGUACACGUCAAAGAUCAUGAGAUGCCAGCUCAGUCUCUUCCUGGGAAAGUGUUGCUGUGCUCCACUGUGGGCUGCAGCGGCUCCUUCCCUAACAUGCAGAAACUGAUGGAACAUAUGAGACAUCAUCACAAACCCAACAUAUUCUUCCUGUGUGAAAGCUGUCGCACAAAGCUGCGCUCCUACCGCGGCCUCCUCACUCACCUGCACACCUGCUCCAAGGUGACGCGGGGCAAAGCCAAGCCCGAGGCAACAAAUUCUCAAUCUGCCAACGUGACCCCCAUGACCUCCAUGGACCUCAACCCUGUACAGCUGGAUCACCAUCAGAUCCCACAACCAGAUGGUUCCUCCCCAGACUCUGCUGCCCCCCCUUCCCUGUUCAACCCAGAUGGCUCCUCUCCACAACUCACAGAAGCAGCUCUUCUGCAGCAUCAGCCUCAGUUUGAUAGAUCAACAGCAGCUCCUGGCCCCCCUGAUACCCAGGCUCAGCACCAUCCUGGACCACAAACCAGGACUCCUGAGUCUCUCCAUCCUGCUCCACCUUCAGCAUCGGCUCCUCAAUCUCCACCAGGGUCUGCAGCUACGUGGAAGAAGAGUCAAGGAAUGACCUGCAACAGACGCAUCCUCUGGGAGCACACGAAAGGCCGCUACACGUGCGUGCAGUGCGGUCACACGGCAACCAACCGCAAGGACAUGACUCAACAUAUCAGCUCUCAACACAGCAGUAACAAACCUGCAGAGGACACCAGGAGUCCUGUCACUAACACAUGAUGUGACAGCUUUAUUCAGAGCCAGCAGCAAUGGGUCAUAUUCUUUCCAUCCUUCCAUAAAGCACAUAUCAAAUAUGGUUUAAGUGGCUCACUGUCCUCCUGUUCUUAGUAUUGCCACUAUUCUUUUCAUACCUUUUGCACUAUUCAUGUCAUUUAUUUAAGCUUGAUCUUGUAAAAUUUAGUGCUAGAACUCAUUCAAUCUGUGAAAAUCAUUCAUUUUGGUCGCUGAAAUUCUCUUGCUGGUGCAGUCUCUGGUGUAAAGCAGAAUGUUUUGGCCUUAAAUGUUUGGUCAAAUUUAAAAAUCAUCUCAGGAGAACUGUUACAGCUUAACAUUCAGAUAUUAACAUGAAAAUCUUAUGAUGUAACUGCUUUAAAAUAAAUAAACU